Messenger RNA from Jatropha curcas, 1455 nucleotides. RefSeq names its product putative WRKY transcription factor 53. Lineage: Eukaryota; Viridiplantae; Streptophyta; Magnoliopsida; Malpighiales; Euphorbiaceae. Gene Ontology annotation, molecular function: transcription cis-regulatory region binding; DNA-binding transcription factor activity. Gene Ontology annotation, cellular component: nucleus. The record is from RefSeq and is a predicted model, not a curated record. Gene Ontology annotation, biological process: regulation of DNA-templated transcription.
ACCUUCACUUUCUAACUCAAACCCAACAAAGCUCUCAUCUUUCAACGUUUCAGACAGUUUCAUAUUCUCCAUGUUCUGGUUUUUCCACUUCUUUUGGAUCCUACUUUUGCUGAUAAGUGGAAAAGCUUCCUUUUUUGAACAAACCCAGUACUUUUUUCAAGUUUAAAAUGUGCUGAAGUUGUUUAGUAUCUGUUAAUUACAGACUGACUGCAAGUUCUAGAGCUCAUUAGUUGCUAAUAUUGUUCUUAAUUAACUGGGCAAGUGGAAUUAAGAAGAGAUGGAGAAUAGUUUGAGCUGGGAGCAAAAGACACUUAUCAGUGAGCUAAUCCAAGGAAUGGAGUUUGCAAAACAGUUGAGGAGACAUUUGAAUACGUCAUCAGUUGAAACUAGAGACUCUUUAGUGCAGAGGAUUUUAUCUUCGUAUGAGAAGUCUUUGUUAAUUCUUAAUUGGAGUGGGUCAACUGGGCAGCCCCAAAGUGUUGGAGUCAAUGUUGGGAAUACUAAUAAUAAUGUCCCAGAGUCUCCUAUAUCGAUGAACGGAAGUCCUGGAAGUGAUGAUUUUGAUGGGAAUCAAAAUGAUGCCUCAAAGAAGAGAAAGAAAAUGCCCAGAUGGACAGAUCAAGUUAAAGUCAGCUCUGAUGGACUAGAAGGACCCCAUGAUGAUGGCUAUAGCUGGAGAAAAUAUGGGCAGAAAGAUAUUCUAGGAGCCAAAUAUCCAAGAAGCUAUUACAGAUGCACCUACAGAAAUACGCAGAACUGCUGGGCUACAAAGCAAGUGCAGAGAUCAGAUGAAGAUCCCACCAUUUUUGAGGUCACAUACCGAGGCGUACACACCUGUUCUCAUGGCCAACAAUCAGUUCCACCACCUGUAUCACCGGAAAAACAAGAACAGAAACAAAACAAUAAUCAACUGCAGCAUCAAGCACAAGCAACCCUUUCUAACUUUCAAAAGAGCCUGAGAGUUAAAACUGAUGACUUGGACAAUAAAGAGAUGGAAUAUCCUUUCUCUUUUCCUCCUACAUAUGGAGGUGUAAAAAGUUCAGGCACUUAUUCUCCAUCGUUUAUAUCUCCGGCCACACCUGAACCAAACUACUAUUCUGUUUCACCAUUCCAAAUGAACAAUUUUAUUGCAGUUCAAAAUUUUCCCCAGACUGAUUCCGAUUUCACUGAGAUAAUUUCUGCCAAUACUUCAGCCACCAAUUCUCCGAUUGUGAACCCAGAAUUCUCACUUCAGUCACUGGAAUUGGAUCCAAAUUUUCCAUUUGACACACCAGGAUUUUUCUCUGAACUUUAAGACACUGAAAAUAAGAAAUGACAGAGCUAUCUGCUGGGUUGCACUUACCACAGUAGCCUAGCUUGUAUUACACACAAGUAAGGAUAGGAUGCAUGUAAAAUGGAAAUAGUUAUAAUAGUAUUGUCAAAUUUUGGAAUUUUCUCACAAAUAAUAACAAUAAU